Messenger RNA from Anisakis simplex (herring worm), 2292 nucleotides. The record is from the annotation of a GenBank genome assembly. Lineage: Eukaryota; Metazoa; Nematoda; Chromadorea; Rhabditida; Anisakidae.
AUGACUACAAAUCCUGAUCUGAAAUCAGUAGAUGCUGCAAGAGGUGUUCUCAUCAAAUGCUUACCGUCAUCAAUGCAACUUGAAUUAGAGCAAGACUUUAAGGAUGCAGUUGUCGAGAUUUUGAAAAGCACUUUUAGUGUUGAUAAAGAAGCCGUCGAAAUGAUACUCAGAUUCCCAACGGUUGAUUCCCAAACAGAGGGGUUCGGUUGCAAAUGUUUGAUCGUGUUCCGAUCUCGUGUACUCAAACAUCUCGUAAUUGCAAAAAAGUCCCAACUCAGUGCCCCUACGAGUGUUGAAUCCAUAUCCGAGAUUCCGCAAGAGUUGUUUGACAUCGAUGCACCUUCCAACUCGACUAACCAAUCAAACAACCACGAUGGCAUUCAGUCGUGCACCGAGUUGUCGAGUUCUGCACCACUCGACGAUGCGUUACCUGAUGCAUCUAACAGUGCAAAUGUUCUAUGUCCAAGCGAUUCUAAUAACACUGGCAAUAUCGAACACUUGAUGAAGAUCUCGAACAAUGAAGAGACGGUCAGGUCAGCCUUGAGUGGAAUGGAAUUACCAGAUUGUAUUGGAUUAUCAGAAGUGAUUUAUCCAGUUCAAACUUGCAUCAAUGAUCAUAUGAUGGGUCAGGAGGAUGCAGAAGUGAAGGAGGGCGAUUUGGAAAGCGAUCCAAUGGAGAUUGCUUUAACUAACGGUGAUGAGAAGGUUCAGGCGAAAAUUUCAAUGCCAUCAUCAACUGAUUCAACCAAUAGUGACUCUGCGACAUAUUCAAACUCACAAUCAGCAACAAAAUUAACUGAAGUGAAGGCGUCUCUAAAGACAAAUGGCGGCUAUCCAGCAUUAUGCACAUUCGAUCAGCAUACCGAUCAACACUUCAUGAGUUUGCCAGUGAACUGGGAUGGUGCUCCUGAAUUUCAGUGGAGAAUACUCAAUAAAGCCGAAGAAGCAAAUACGCUCAUAGUAGAAAAUGCAAUGCCUGCUGAUAUGUGGAACGUUUGGAUGUAUCCAUUGGUUUUACGAGCCGAACAAAUCAUUACAAAUUUUCGACGAUCGCCCGGCAAUGAACUGAACAGUGAUGCGAUUGGGUUAAGCUUAGCAAUUCGUUUCUGUCAUACAGCAGAUGAUCUGAUUACAGGAGCAUUCGUCUGUUGUAUAGCAACAGUCACACCGUCCUUUCAUGUGUUAUCAGCUAUCUUGUCGUCUUCGAUGUAUGAGUACAAAGAUGAAUUACAAACUAGAUUGGGUCGUGUACGCGAACCAUCGAUUCAUAUGCGACAGCUUCUUCUCAAACCGAUCGGUGAACAAAUCACACAAGAACAAAUACUUAAUCACACACUUCUCAAAAAUUAUCCAUCAGCAACAGUUGAAUUCAAAGUGGAUGAUAGUUCAAAGGAGCGUUAUGCGAUCCUGACGUACCCUAGUGCCGAGUUGACGGUAGCGUUGCAUUCGAUGAACAAUUACAUCCAGCUGAAUGAUGAUGAGAAAUGGUUGAAAUUGAUGCAUGCAAGUGAGAUAAAACUCACGGGUGAUGAGGAACAAUCAGAAGGGAAUUCUAAAAGUGUACAACAUGAACAUCAAUUGGACAAGCCAACUGAAACCACAAAUAUAUGCAAACAAACGAUUAUCACUGAAACGAACGCAAACGACGCAUCAAUGAAGAACGUAAAUGCCGCACCCAAACGAGUGCCACCCCAACCGAAACUUCAAGCGAAAACAACUUCAAACAACACCUCCAAAAAAUCGAAACAACAAAAAAAAUCGAAGAAUCGAGGUAAAUCAUCGAAAAAAAACAGCAAUUUCUGGCGAACUCUAACCUCGCGACCUGGAUCUUCUCGACUCAACACUGGAGGCGCACAUCACCAUGUGAAGAACAUUCCGUCAUUGUUGGCACCAGGUCAGCGGAGAGGUGGCGAUUUUAUAGGCACGAUGCAACGCGACUCAACCAAUUUUUGCGAUGGUGCAGCAAAUGCUCGUCGAUACACGGACGUGUUCGCUUCAAAUGCGUUGCGUUAUGCAGAGAAGGAUUUCGGUAGAGCAUCAUUACCCACAUUUCCACGUCGUGCCCAGCAACCGUUUGCAUUCAAUACACCAAUUCAUCAACGCAUUCCACCCAUGAGCAGUGAUUUCCCGAUGCGAUUUGAUGAGACACGCGCAAAUUCAUCUUAUUUAAACACCUUUCCUUCGAACCCUACAAGCUUGUCCGACUCGUGGAUCACACCUCGUCAAAGACGCGAGAUGAGAGUUCAAGACCCAGAACGUUCGGGUUUCUUUUUCGGCUCAGCAUGGCGUUGA